Chaetomium fimeti is the source of this 2426-nucleotide messenger RNA. RefSeq names its product putative choline dehydrogenase. The record is from RefSeq and is a predicted model, not a curated record. NCBI's taxonomy places the organism in Eukaryota, Fungi, Ascomycota, Sordariomycetes, Sordariales, Chaetomiaceae. Bases 201 to 2045 code for a protein of 614 amino acids. The transcript is spliced from 3 exons. Gene Ontology annotation, molecular function: flavin adenine dinucleotide binding; oxidoreductase activity, acting on CH-OH group of donors.
GCACUCGUCACGGAAGCCCCGCAUCCAUGGUUGCUUGUGGCUGCAGCGAUGCCGGAAACGACAGACGACAGCAUUAUCACUCGAGCGAAACGGCCUACUUACCACUUGAGAGGGGUUCGGCACAAACCGUUCAUGUUCCCUGACUCCGUUAUCAGUCAAAGUCAAAGUUAACCAGAGCCCGCCGUGUCGAAACAGAAAUCAUGGAUCGUUUGCAAGUCGCCCCAGAAGACUUCGUGGAGAACAAGUUCGACUUCAUUAUCGUUGGCGGCGGGACCGCCGGUCUGGCUGUUGCUGCCAGACUAUCCGAACACCCACGCUUUAAGGUUGGAGUCCUAGAAGCUGGCCCGCUGGCGGUUGGUGAUAGCGAAGUGAACUGCCCUGGAUUCGCUGGCCGGGCACUCGGUACCCCGUUGGACUGGGGAUUCGAGACGGCGCCACAGAAGUCCCUAGGUGGGAGAACAGUGCCAUGGGCUCGAGGCAAAGUCAUCGGGGGUUCCAGCGCGCUAAACUACAUGACAUGGAACCGCGCCGCACGGCAGGACUACGAUGACUGGCGCGACCUCGGCAACCCGGGUUGGGGAUGGGACGACCUCUUGCCGUUCUUCAAGAAGAGUGAAUCUUUCCACGAGCCGAGCAGCGCCAUCCAGAAAGAAACCCCUGUGGCACUUCACGAUGGAGUUAUUGGACACAGCGGCCCUGUUCGGGUAUCAUAUCCUCGCGAAUUCACCGCAACCCACAAACUCUGGCACCGUACUCUGAACUCGAUUGGCGUCGAGACCAAUGACAACCACCUCGCAGGCAGCAACACCGGAUGCUGGACGAGCGUUGUUUCUGUAGAUCCUCGGAACGUCACAAGAUCAUACGCUGCAACAGCGUACUAUGAACCGAUUUCGUCCCGGUCCAAUCUGUUUGUCUUGACGGGAGCCGAGGUCGACGAGAUUCUGUUGACCAGGGACGAGAAUGCCCCCAGCCCCUGGAAAGCCGAAGGCGUCCGGUUUUCCCACGGCGGAGCGAAGUUUUCUGCUUUUGCGCGCAGAGAAGUCAUUCUGUCAGCCGGGUCGGUACAGUCUCCCCAGAUUCUAGAGUUAUCCGGCGUUGGUGGUAGCGCUGUGCUCUCCGCUGCUAGGAUCACGGUGAAAGUGGACAAUCCAAAUGUCGGCGAGAACCUUCAAGACCAUUUGACUACAACAUCGGUCUUCGAAGUCGACCCAAACAUGAGUAACCCGGACGACCUGCAAGUUGAUUCUGUCCUUGCCGCAGCGCAGAAGGAAUAUCUUGAAGCAAGGACCGGGCCGCUCACCAUUCUUCCUGUCUCGGUUUCAUAUGUGCCAGCGGCUAAGUUCAUCCAACAGGACACUCUAAACAUGCUGCUCUCGUCGGCGGCCACAAACGCUGUCCGUAGCCCGACCGCGGAACGCGACCGCAUGCUUCAUCGGCGUUUUGACAGCCGGUCUAGUAUGUUGGGUCACGUCGAAUUCAUCUUUGAUCUGGGCGACUGGGGCAUUGGCAGACCUCCUGGUAUUGCAAGCGGGAAGAAGUACGCGAGCUUGUUGCAGAUUCUGCAAUACCCUUUCUCAACGGGAAGCGUUCACAUCAAACCGGCAACCAAGGACAACGAAUUGGGGCCGCGCCUUACCAUAGACCCGCAAUACUUUGGGGGAACGAACGGUCAUCUGGACCUCGAGAUUGCUCUCCACGCCCAUCGGUUUGCCGAGAAGAUUACUUCGGCUCAGCCACUAGCGUCCAUCAUUCAGGCCCAAGUAUGGCCAUCGCCGGCAGAAACGACAACCGACCAGGAUCUACGCUCAUGGCUGAGGCACGUCGCGACAACAGAUUGGCAUCCCGUUGGGACGUGUGCCAUGGGGGGAAGUGCAGGAGCAGCUGGCGGUGUUGUUGACGAAAGGCUUCGUGUCUAUGGGGUUGAAGGGCUACGUGUCGUCGAUGCCAGCGUGAUGCCGUUACAAAUCAGUGCGCAUUUGCAAGCGACGGUAUAUGCGAUUGCCGAGAAAGGGGCGGCAAUGAUUCUCGAAGACAAUAGUGUAUGAAUUACCUUGGUAUGAAACGUGACGCACGCCUAUGCAUAUGCCGGUCUGGCCGCCCAACAUCACGAUUUGGACAAAGCCCACCGUCCAUACUUCAGAUGAGUUGAGACUUAAGCACCGCAACGACUGCAAAUCAAGCGUCAAAGCCUCGGGCUCCCUGGUAGUGUUCUUGCUGGAUAUCUAGCCCAUGUCGGCGCUGGGGACACUGGUCCUGGAUCGUGAGACAGAGACAUGCACUUCAACAUCGGCUGCUUGCCCAUGGUGUCACAGGGGUGAUGUCUACGUAGAGACCUAGGGCACAGUACCCCUAUCACGCCUCUGGAAUAACUGAACAUGCAACUUGUGAGGACGUUCCGUUAGGGCCGAAGGUGAAAGUUAGCUGGC